AUGGUCAGGAACAAGCCAUCUUCGUUUGUCGGCGCCGUCGAGGCGACCGAUAGCCUCCUCGGCGCCCGCCCCGCCAAGCCUGCUCGAGCUGCUUCAUACGACAUCAGCUUGCCUGUGGGAACCUCGCAGCAAGAUGCGCAUGUAGUCUCGGAGCAGCCUCAUCCAGAGCCACGAUUGGUGGGACGCAAGCCGACCACGCCUACGACACCGACAUUCAUCUUGUCGCCAUCGAGUCUCUUUGGAGGCGGCCAGGACAAGGCGGGAGAGCCCAUGCUGCUUGGAGGCUGGAGCCGUAGCAAGGGGCCACAGGUCAAGCAGAGGCCUUCGCUCCACCGCCCGUCGAAGCUGCUUUCGGACAAUACCAACACGGACGUCUCUUCGCUUGCAUCGUCCCACGAGAAGGAACACCCUCGCUCUGGUCGCGGAGGUUUGUGGGCGUUGCUUCCAUUCUCGUCCACACGCGAUGGCGGCAAGCACAGCAGAAGUCUCACGAUGAGGCGUCUGUGCUCCUCGUACAAGUCGCUCAUUGCGUUUGUGCUGCUGGUCGUCUUGUUCGUCAGGAUGCUCUUUGCGCCUUCGCACGACCUCGAGAGGGGCGUCAACGGGCAGAUCGCCAAGCACAAGGCAAGCGAUGCGGUGUUCUUGAAUAGCUGGAUCGAACACGUGAUUCACCACCCCGUGCGCGCGCGCGACAAGACCGGAUUCGCAGAGAUGGGUCUGAGGACCGAGAUGUACUCGCAUCUGCUGCAGCAUCCGACGCUGCCCAACUUUGACCGCAUGGAGCGCGCGCUCUGGCCGUUUGUCCCCGGCAUCAACCAGCUGCGUAGGUGGUGGCAGGCGUCUGUCCAGGCAAAGCCAAUGCCGUACUCUGCAGCCUCCGAUAAGAGCACAGGUGGGCACUCGAAGCUCAUGUCGCGCGCGUUCGGAGCGAGUGCAGAGCGACAGCGCGGAUCGCGCGGCAUCGUCAUGUCGCUCGGAUACAAGGGAUCCGUAUUUGCAUCCCAGUUCAUCUCGGUCAUCCGCGACAAGCACAAGAACAAUAUUCCCAUCGAGCUGUACUACUACGGCGACUCGGAUCUGCCCGCCAAGUACCGCAACUAUCUGACCAAGACGUACCGCAAUGUGCGCUGCAUCGAUCUCGAGUCGCUCGGGCUGUUUGAUCCGGAUCUGGUGCAGCUCGAGCGUCAGGGCUUUGCGAUCAAGCCGUUCGCGGUGCUUGCCACCAACUUCACCGAGGUCAUGCUGGCGGAUGCCGACGCGAUCCUGCUCGAGGAUCCGGACCACUUCUUUGAGGAGCCCGGGUACAUUGACACGGGUACACUCUUCUUCCACGACCGCGACCACCAGCGCGACGGCGUCAACACGAUCGUGCACGACUUUAUGAACAAUCAGCUCUCGCUGCGUGGGCCGUCACCCAGGCUGGCGCAGAGCGAGUUCUGGAAAAAGAAGGGUAUUUUCGAGCAAGAGUCGGGCAUUGUGGUGGUGGACAAGCGCAAGACGGACGUGUUUGCCGCACUGCUCUUUACGGCGUGGCAGAACAUGGGCGAGAUCCGCAAGAAGACAACGUACCGCAUCUGGUGGGGCGACAAGGAGACGUUCUGGCUGGCCUUCGAGUUUUCGCGCUUCCCGUAUUACUUUGUACCGCGAUAUGCGCAGGCCAUCGGCUCUGCUCGAGUCCGAACCAAGGCCGAGAGGCAAGCUGCGAUCGCAGCGGCCAAGGCGAAGAAGGCCAAAGCCGAGGGCAAAGUUGAGGAGCACGACAGUCUCGCUGAUGCGCAGGACGACGGGUCCGAGGGCGAGGUCGAGGAGCUGUGUUCGGAGCAUCCGCUGCACUUCCUCGGUGCGGAUGUCGAGGACAACAAUGGCGACGGCGAAGUGGACGCCAUGACACUUGGGCGACCGGCUUGGUUCAACGGCGGCAUCCUCGACUCCAAGGUGGACAGUGACGAGGUGUACAUUGCGCCCAAUGCGUUUACGCUCGAUGGAUCGUGGGAGUUCUUGUUUGACGAGGAACGCUGGUGCAUCCGCAACUACACGCGCGGCAACAUGGAUCAGUUCCACCUCACGCCGCGCAUCGACGAGAUCAAGGCCGUCGCUGCCAAAGCCGAAGCCCAUUUCCGUGCCAAGAUCCCCAAGACCACAAGUGCCAAACAGGCAGCACUCGAGUAG
Messenger RNA from Moesziomyces aphidis, 2169 nucleotides. The record is from the annotation of a GenBank genome assembly. NCBI's taxonomy places the organism in Eukaryota, Fungi, Basidiomycota, Ustilaginomycetes, Ustilaginales, Ustilaginaceae.